CUUAUAUACUUGUUGUAAAACCCCUUUCCCGCCAUUUUCUAAAAUCUGUCUCCCUCUCCACAUCUCUCUCUCUCCUUUUUCAAUGGUGAGGUCUAGAAGCGCUGCAAAACCCUCCGCACCUGCAGAUGCCGAACCAGAAAAUGACGAUAACCUCGAAGUCAUCUCAAUCGGUUCACUCUACAAUGGACCAUGGGACAAGAAGUAUUGGAGCAGUUCUAGGGGAAAAGAUCGAUAUCCAUAUCCCGUUGGCUACAAAGCUGUUAGAGCUCAUAAUGGGACCACUUAUAAGAUGGAAAUUCUUGAGGGCGUUAACGGGCCUAAAUUUUUGAUUUCUUCAGAUGAUGGGAAUUCAGCUUCUGGGAAAACUCCAGACUUUGCAUGGGUGGAAUUUCAGAAGAAAGGUUGCACUAGCAUGAAGAUUUUGCAUGGGAAGAGGCUUUCGUCUAAAAUGGAUGGCUUAGAGCUUUUUGGGUUCAAAAACCAGUUUAUUCUGAGGUUGCUUCGCAAACUAGUGGCAGAUAUAAAUGGAAUAGCUGAACGGAGCUUAGUAUCCUCAAACUUCAGUAACGAGGUUUCUAAAACAGAGCAUGGUGAUUUAUUAAUUUCCCCGGGAGGAUCACGUGUUACAGGGAAGAGAAGUAGAUGUGAGCUAAGAAAUAAGAAGUUAAAUGACAGAUCUCGACCUCUUAGGAAGAAUGAGACAACUCUUGGUCAAAGGAGUUCUGCAAUCCACAAUGGUUCAGAGGACGAGGAUGUCUCCCACAAUCAAGUAGAUGGAUCACCUUCACUGAAAAUAAUGUCAUCUGUUGGUAAGAGAAGUAAUUGCAUUUCAUCCCAAAAUGGGCUGCCAUUGAAUCAUAAUGACAUCUCCGGCAACGAAAUAGAGAGAGUUGUACCUUCGGAGAGACAGACAGGGUUUCUCUACUCUGCAAGUUGCAAAAGUACAGAAGUAACUGAAAACUUGUCAAGAGAAAAACCUCUUCAUAGGUCACAUGACAAGGAGAUGGAAAUGUCAAGUUUGUUGGUGACAGCAGAAGAUGACAAAGUGAUGCAGUCACGUUCUAAAGAGUCUCAGGGCUGUAUUGGCAUUGAUCUUUGUGCUCCUGAUACACUAGAUUUACAAGCUGCCCAGGAUGUGGCAAAGUCAAUGAUGGCACUUCUGCUUCCUCAAGCAGUUCCCUUACUAAGGAAUAACUCAACAGAUAAGAAGUUCACACUUAUCCCUUCAGAUGUACUGCCGUCUAAGGAAGAACAAAAUGAAGUUGGAUAUGUUUUGGAUGUACCAUCAUCUGAUAAAAUGGUAACAGAUGAUGCAUACGGGGAACAAAAUGAAAAGAUGCAUAAGCCAGAUGCUCCCCCACGUUCAAAUUCUUCUAAUACUGAUCACAUGAAGUCUAUUGUCCUUGAUAGUUUUGAGUAUAGUCAAUGCGAUGAUCUUAAAAACUCAGAACUCUUAUCUUUUGAUAUUGCGGAAGUUGGUAGAUCUAGUUUCAGUAAAGAAAUGUGUUGUUCGGAAAGUCAAGAACAGCUUCAUGGUGAUUUGCCGAAAGGACCAUCCACAUGCCGUGCUUCAGAGGUGGACUUCAAAAACAGGCCUCAUGAUUAUGAUGUAUGUAUUACUGAUUCUGUUCUGGAUGUCAUGUCUCCUCUUGAUGUAUGUGUUCCUGAUUCUGUUCUGGAUGACAUGUCUCCUCCGGAUGUAUGUGUUCCUGAUUCUGUUCUGGACGACAUGUCUCCAGCACAUGAUAGUUUCAAGUCAGUGCAAAAUGACCUUCCAGCUGCUCAGGAUUUUACUGGAGAUAAGAUGCAAGAUGAAGCUGUUGGUAAAACAGGCAAUGCUAAAACAUUGGCGAUAUCUUCUCAGUUACCAAAUUUUGUAUACACCAGAAGAAAGAGGCAAAAUUCUGUUACCCCCCAAAGAAAUUGUUUCGCUGUGGGGAGUACAGAAUGUGACAAGACUGAACUAGUUACUCCUCAAAUGCAUACUGCCCACGGCACUGUCCCUCCAUCAAAAACCUUUCAAGCAAAAAAUGAUAAACUAUGCAAACCAGAUGAUUCUGCAGAUUUAAUAUUAGAAAAACCUGAAGCUCAUAGUGACGUUCCAGAUGUACAAAACAACCCAGCAGAACUAAGCCUUUCAUCUCAAAAUCCAAACCCAUUUUACUGUGAAAAUAAGUGCACUGGUGGCAAGGGGGCUCAAUUUAUUUCAGAACCAAUGGUCCAGAGAAACCAGGAACUCAAGAAUAAUCUGAACGGCAGUGUAAAGUUUGUGGGGUGCUACAUGCACCCAAUGCCUGUUUCAUCAUUACUUUUAAAAACAGUAGAGGAUAAAAUCCACAUUUGUGUUUUGUGUGGCCUUCUGACAGAUCAGCACAGAACUCUGUUUACCUACAAGGUAGCUAUCAAGGAACCAAAUUUCGGUUUCCCCUCUGUCAUGGCUCACACCCCGAUAAUGUUGCCAGAUCCAAAAUAUAACUUCACAAGAGAAACUAUGGUGGAAAGGACUGGGGUGGAGUUGACUCCUGAUGGACAGUAUAUUGUCUUAAUAGGCAGCAUAAAAACCCCUAAUUGCAGGGAAGGAGAAAUUGAUUGUUGUUGUUCAACAUGCACUUCAGUCUGCUCGAAGAAGAAUGGUUUGAAGAUUGUUCAUGUAGAAAGUGGUUAUGCAUCAGUUGUGGCAACACUCGAAGCUGUUGCAGACUUGCAUUGUAUUUUGGUUUGUGAACCUAACCGACUUGUUUCUGUUGGAGGGAGUGGAAGUAUACAAGUGUGGGUCAUGAAUUCAACAUGGAGUGAAAAGAUAGAUUACUUCAUCAUUCCGUCUGUUGGUUCCAUGUCCCCUGGCAUUGUGGAAUUGAAGAGGGUCCCCAAGUGUGCUCAUCUGGUUGUAGGCCGAAACACUUAUGGGGAAUUUAGUUUAUGGGAUAUUGCAAAACUCAAUUGUGUUUCAAGCUUCUCUGCUUCAAAAUAUCCAAUUAAUGAGUUCUUUCCAAUAAGCUUGUUCCAUUUGAAAACAAAAGGCUUGGGAUUGAGCUAUGCUAGCAUAGAGGAGAAGGCUGAAAAACUUUUAGAAGCAUCCAAUCUCUGGCACUCGAAGCAAAGAGAGACCUGUGUGUAUCUACCAAUCGAAGAUGUUGCUAUGUGGUUUCUUGUCUCGACUCCCUCGGACUUUGAUUGUUGCCAGGAUCAUGUUUCAACUUCAAUUCAUCAAAAUGUACAUACAGCUAGAAGUUGGAGGCUUGCUCUUUUGAUGGAAAAUAGCAUAAUUUUUGGAAGUCCCUUGGAUCCUAGGACAACUGCUGUUGGUGUCUCAGGUGGUUAUGGAAUCACCAGCACAAGUGACGGUGUGGUAUAUAUGUGGGAUUUGUCUAGAGGGACCAAGCUUGAUACUCUGCACCAUUUCCAGGAUGGCACUGUCACAAGUAUUUUUACGGAUGAUUUGAAUUCAAAUUCAAGAAGUGUUAUGGGAGUCGCUGGGGGAGGAGGCCAACUGCUGCUUUAUUUACAUCUUCGUGAUCUGGACUCAAAUGAGUAGAGACAAUGAUAGUGUUGUUUUCUCAUCGAUCUAAGCCUUCAAGCUUGUAUAGAAAUUAUUAGAGUUACAGUUAAUGCACUUAAUGGUGGUUUGAAAAUUUAAGUAUCUGAAUUCCUAUUAAUGUUUCAUAUACCACUGUCAACCAAAUUCCAUGGGUUCCAAUUUCAAUCGA
Molecule: messenger RNA, 3707 nt
Organism: Lathyrus oleraceus (garden pea)
Lineage: Eukaryota; Viridiplantae; Streptophyta; Magnoliopsida; Fabales; Fabaceae
Exons: 14
Coding region: 83-3535 (1150 amino acids)
Biological process (GO): regulation of cell cycle
Cellular component (GO): nucleus
Molecular function (GO): protein binding
Source: RefSeq, a predicted model, not a curated record